Molecule: messenger RNA, 939 nt
Organism: Tachyglossus aculeatus (Australian echidna)
Lineage: Eukaryota; Metazoa; Chordata; Mammalia; Monotremata; Tachyglossidae
Product: olfactory receptor 6C74-like
Exons: 1
Coding region: 1-939 (312 amino acids)
Biological process (GO): G protein-coupled receptor signaling pathway
Cellular component (GO): membrane
Molecular function (GO): olfactory receptor activity; G protein-coupled receptor activity
Source: RefSeq, a predicted model, not a curated record
AUGAGGAACCACACGCAAGUGACUGAGUUCGUCCUCCUGGGACUCACGGACGACCCGGAUUUACAGGCUGUGAUUCUCCUCUAUAUGUUUGUCUGCUACGUACUAAGCAUCACCGGCAACCUGGCCAUUGUCAUCUUCACCAUGCUGGACUCCCGCCUCCACACCCCCAUGUACUUCUUCCUGUGCUGCUUCUCCUUCCUGGAGAUCGGCUUCACCUCCGCCUGCAUUCCCAGAUUCCUGGCCACUAUCGCCACCGGAGACAGAACCAUUUCCUUUUCCAACUGCUUCACUCAGCUGUUCUUCUUCAUCUUCCUGGGGGCGACCGAAUUCUUCCUCCUGGCCGCCAUGUCCUAUGACCGCUAUGUUGCCAUCUGCCGGCCCCUGCACUACAGGACCGUCAUGAGCCAGAAAGUCUGCACCCUGCUGGUCCUCUGCUCCUGUCUGGCCGGGUUCCUGGUCAUCUUUCCUUUGAUUAUCCUUGGCCUCCAACUGGACUUCUGUGGCUCAGUAGACAUUGACCACUUCUUCUGUGACUUCUCCCCUCUGCUCCUGCUCUCCUGCUCGGACACUGGGUUCCUGGAGCUGAUGGCUUUCAUCUUGGCCUUGGGGACACUACUGGUCACCUUGGUGUUAGUGGCCGUGUCCUACACAGCCAUCGCUCGCACCAUCCUGAGACUGCCCUCUGCUCAGCAGAAGAGAAAAGCUUUUUCCACCUGCUCUUCCCACAUGGUCGUGGUCUCCAUCACAUAUGGCAGCUGCAUCUUUAUGUACAUCAAACCGUCCGCUAAGGACAGGGUAGACCUGACCAAGGGAGUGGCCGUGCUGAACACUUCCGUGGCCCCCAUGUUGAACCCUUUCAUCUACACCCUGAGGAACAAGCAGGUCAAGCAGGCCAUCAGGGACCUGGUGCACCGCGUUCGAUUUUCCUCCAGGAGGUGA